Messenger RNA from Solanum pennellii, 3515 nucleotides. Its product is annotated as CSC1-like protein At4g02900. Gene Ontology annotation, cellular component: plasma membrane. Bases 887 to 3187 code for a protein of 766 amino acids. Gene Ontology annotation, molecular function: calcium-activated cation channel activity. The record is from RefSeq and is a predicted model, not a curated record. Lineage: Eukaryota; Viridiplantae; Streptophyta; Magnoliopsida; Solanales; Solanaceae. The transcript has 11 exons.
AGAGAUGUAGAUCAGCUAUGUAAAUGCAAAUAUUAGCUACUCAUUAAUUCCACAAUAUAAUAUAUAUAGACGAGAUGGAGAAAAUUUUACUUGAAGAAAUAUGGAAUCUAAUUUGGAGGUUAUAUUAUUUUACUGUAGUACAAGAGAGGUAAAAGGUAGCAUAAUCACAAAUUGUUUAGUUUUGAUAUAGAUACUGUUCACAAAUAACAAAAUUUGGUUGCCCGCACGAUAAACAGUCGAUAUAUUUCUUCACUAAUCUCAACCUACUUUAUUGGUAACGACGUCACAUUUUCGGAUGCUUAAUAUUGGUUUUAUACUAUAAUAAGAUAUUAUAGUGUACUUCUCAUUUAUCGAAUGAAAUCAAAUCAAAUACUAGUGUAUUUUGGUGUGUAAUUGUGAUUACACGCAUAUAUAUAUAUACACACAUGGUCUCGUUCCUCGAGAAGCCGGCCGUCCCCGUUAUUGUUGCCGCCCUCCCAGCCAGGUCCAGCUAAGAAUGUCCUCUCUCUUUCUAAGCAAGCAAACCAAAUCUUCUAACCCUUUAUGAUCAAAAGAAAGCAAACUUCUUUUUGUUAUAUAGUCAAUUUUUCUGGAGCUGAUAUUUCGAGUCAUCUUAAUUUCCAAGGCUAGUUAUUGAUUUUAAAGUUAUAGUAAGUAUCACCAACUAACAUUUCUGGAAUAGGAAAGAGCCCUCUUUGUUCAUAUGCAUUAAUAAUGUCAAUGAAUUCUAUGCUUAUCAGCUCUAAUUCUGGCAUCAGACAUAACUAGUAGGAAUGGACAUUGAUUUGUCUUUGGAAUGACUGGUAUCGAGUUUUUUUAUAUGCAUAGUAUUUGUUACCUGGUCAUAAAUAAAGUUGCACCCAAAUAACAGGUGAUUGAUAGAGACAUGGCUAGUGUUAAAGAUAUUUCUGUUUCAGCUGUGAUCAACCUUAUAUCUGCACUUGUUUUCCUUUUGGCCUUUGCAAUUGCACGGCUUCAGCCAAUCAAUGACAGAGUAUACUUCCCUAAAUGGUAUUUGAAGGGUAUACGAGCAAGUCCUAGAAGUUCUGGAUCAUAUGUGAAUAAAUUUGUCAACUUGGACUUCACAACAUACAUUAGGUUCUUGAACUGGAUGCCUGCAGCUCUAAAAAUGCCUGAACAAGAGCUUAUAAGUCAUGCGGGUCUUGAUUCUGCAGUCUAUAUACGCAUGUACCUUCUUGGCUUGAAGAUCUUUGUUCCAAUCACACUACUUUCUUUUGCGGUUUUAGUGCCUGUUAAUUGGACUUGUGGGGAAACAUUACAUCACAUUGAAGAUCUAACGUUCAGUAACAUUGAUAAACUUUCCAUAUCCAAUGUUCCUUCAGGAUCAAAGAGGUUAUGGGCACACGUGGUGAUGGCUUAUGUAUACACACUUUGGACCUUGUAUAUUCUGUACAAAGAAUACAAGAAAAUAUCAACAAUGAGACUAGAUUUUCUUGCCUCUGAAAAACGUAGGCCAGAUCAGUUCACGGUCCUUGUUAGAAAUGUCCCACCAGAUCCUGAUGAAUCAGUGAGCAAGCAUGUUGAACAUUUUUUUCGUGUCAAUCAUUCAGAUCAUUAUCUUACACAGCAGGUUGUUUACAAUGCCAAUAAGCUUGCUAAAUUGGUGGAGAAGAAAAAGAGUUACCAUAAUUGGCUUACUUACUACCAAACCAAGAAUGAGAGAAACCCUGAGAAGAAACAAAAAAUUAAGACAGGAUUUUGGGGGCUUUGGGGAAAAUCUGUGGACGCCAUCGACUAUUAUACAACUGAAAUUGAGAAGUUGACAAAAGAAGAAGCUGAAGAAAGAGAAAAGGUUAAAAGUGAGCCCAAUGCAAUCGUGUCUGCAGCAUUUGUCUCGUUCAACUCUCGUUGGGGAGCAGCUGUUUGUGCUCAAACACAACAGUCAAGAAACUCAACCAUUUGGUUGACAGAAUGGGCUCCUGAACCACGUGAUGUCUAUUGGGAUAAUCUUUCAAUACCAUAUAUUCAACUCUCUCUACGGAGACUUCUAAUGGCUGUUGCUUUGUUCUUUCUUACUUUCUUUUUUAUGAUCCCAAUUGGAUUCGUUCAAGCAUUUGCGAGCAUUGAUGGCAUCAGAAAGGUUCUUCCAUUCCUGAAGCCAUUAAUAGAUAUGGAUUUUGUAAAAUCAUUUGUACAAGGUUUUCUACCCGGGAUUGUAUUAAAGAUAUUUCUGAUUCUUCUUCCUAUGAUUCUAAUGAUCAUGUCCAAAAUAGAAGGCUUUACAUCAAUUUCAUCUUUGGACAGAAGAUCAGCAGCUAAAUAUCAUUUGUUUGUCAUUGUAAAUGUCUUCUUUGGAAGUAUUAUUACUGGUGCUGCAUUUGAACAGCUUGACAGGUUUCUCCACCAGUCUCCAACAGAGAUCCCAAAAACCAUUGGUGUAACUCUUCCGAUGAAAGCUACUUUUUUUAUUACUUUCAUAAUGGUUGAUGGCUGGGCUGGAAUUGCUGCGGAGAUCCUUAGAUUGGUUCCUCUAAUCAUGUUUCACAUUAAAAAUACAUUUCUAGUAAAGACAGAGCGCGACAGGGAGGAAGCAAUGGACCCUGGUUCAUUAAACUUUUCUGUAUCAGAACCUCGUUUACAACUCUACUUCCUACUAGGCCUUGUCUACUCAGUGGUCACACCAAUACUCCUGCCUUUCAUCAUUAUCUUCUUUGCCUUCUCUUAUAUGGUUUUCCGCCAUCAGAUCAUUAAUGUGUACGAUCAGAAGUAUGAGAGUGGUGCAUCAUUUUGGCCAGAUGUCAAUCGUCGUAUACUUAUAGGUUUGGUCAUAUCCCACCUUCUAUUAAUCGGUCUACUGAGCACCAAAGAGGCUUCCCAAUCAACCCCAUUGCUAAUAGUACUUACAGUUUUGACAAUGUGGUUCCAUAAAUUUUGCAAGGGAAGAUUUGAGUCUGUGUUUGUCAGAUUCCCAUUGCAGGACGCGGUGGUGAAGGAUACAGUAGAACGGACCACAGAACCAAACUUUAACUUGAAAGAAUAUCUCCAGGAUGCUUAUUUGCACCCUGUUCUCAAAGGGGUUGAUUUUGAAGUAUCAAAAGAAAUUAACGAUGAGGGGAAAAAUUCACUUGUUGCUACCAAGAGGACUUGUAGACGGAGUAGCAAGACUGUUUCUAAUGGCACUUCUGAAGAUCAGAAGACAGUCUCAGAGAUUCAGCUCGUAUUUUAAUUUGACACCAAAAGCAGUUAAAAAUUACAAUCAUGGCAUUCAUUUGUUUCAUUUCCUCAUAGCUUGUGUUAGGCCUUCUAUAUCAAAGAUGGCAGUGAAAAUGUACCCGUUGAAAAGCUGUUGAUGUUGAAAAAAUAGAAAAAGAAAAGGGAUUACUUUAAUCUUAUUGACACGUUGUUUGUGAAGAAAGUAUCAAUCUUUCUUGAAAAUAGUCUCUCAAAAAUACAAGAUAAGACUCUGUAAAAUAGAGCCAAUGAGGGUAGGUCCUUCUUUAAGCACGCAAUGUACCACAAAUGAAAACAAAAUGGUGAUGAGAAGUUGUAAAGUA